Lasiodiplodia theobromae is the source of this 1149-nucleotide messenger RNA. RefSeq names its product Non-specific lipid-transfer protein. NCBI's taxonomy places the organism in Eukaryota, Fungi, Ascomycota, Dothideomycetes, Botryosphaeriales, Botryosphaeriaceae. The record is from RefSeq and is a predicted model, not a curated record. The coding region runs from base 1 to 1149 and encodes 382 amino acids. The transcript has a single exon.
AUGCCCGCCGCACAACACCCCAGCAAAAGCGACGAUAUGGCUCCACUCCAAAACCCCCGCGAUGAAGUCAUCCAGCUUCCCCAAUCGAGCGUCCAACAUCUUGGUGUACACAGCACUGCCAGCAUUCGCAGGAGCAGUAGCAUUUACUCUAUCACUCUCGACACCGACAUAUCCCCACGAACGUCCGUCAUCAUGGGGCAGGACGCUCCGAAUGACGACCGGAGAACCUUCACCAGCAGACAUCCAUCAGAAUCGGCGCGAAGUAUAGAUGGGCCGAGCUUUCGAGACGUCGACUGGACAAAAGGAAGGCGGGCGGAGACUCGCCAUCCAGAGAAGUCCACAAACUUGGAGACAACACAUGAACGUCAGGAACCGAGGGAGCUCGUUGAGGGAUUCUGCCUACUGAGGGCGAAAGCGUCGAUGGGAAGAAGGAGGAAGGGGGUGAAAGGAAGAACAGACACAGGAGCGAGCUCAAGUGAUGCGCAGCCACAACGGGGGCCACAGCCAGUAACAUCAGAGGCAUACAGCACUCUGACCGGGAACGGACCAUACGGGAUGCAGAUGCAGACGGGCGUCACUACCACUGAACGCGAGCACUCCUCACUAGACCACCGCGGGUACGACCUAGAAAGAGGAUUCGAUCCCGGCAGCGGCUACAACGACAGCACCAGCAGCGAUGAUGAAGAACCCGACUGCAUCGGCAGUGAUCAAGACGAUACCGACCAAGCCUCGGCGGUCUACCUCAACAGAGAAUAUGCCGAGACCGAUGAGAUCAACAACGCCUUCGGCGACGGCCGCUACGUGGUGAGUCCGGACGGGUCGCUGGUGGCGCACAGGGACUUGGGCCCGCUAGACUCGCUGCACGCCCGGGCUGCGCCGAAGAUCCGGGCCUGGCGGCAGGCUGAAGCUGCUGUCAUUGGGCGCGUGAGCGAUGGAGCAAACGGUAUGGCUCGGGCGAUUAAGCGGAUGCUCGAGAAGGCUGGCGCGAAGUUAGCAUCGGUGCUCACGAGCAAUGAGAGCGAGGAGGAUGAGCCGGCCGUUGAAGUGAGGAUCCAUGAGAUGGCAGAAGGUGCACGAGAGUACGAACGGCGGGUUUUGGCGACAUGCUGCAUGAAUCAUCAGGUAAGUGAGCGCAGGAACACGAUAUGA